AUGAGCGACGACAUCCUGGACAACAUGUCCCUCUCGGACGACGAGAUGCUGGACAGCUUGGCGGACGACAUGCUCAUGGAGAUGGCGGAGGAGGAGCAGCAGCAGACGGUCGUGCAGCAAGCGGCGGCCUCCGCCGUGCCGCCGUCGUGGGCCCGCGGCGCCGUGGCGACCCCCAGCGCCGCGCCUGCUGCGCCCAACAUGCCCGACCUGGGCCAAAUGAUGUCCCAGAUGAUGCCCAUGAUGUCCCAAAUGUUCGGCGGCAACGGCGGGGCCAACCCCAUGUUCGGAUGCGGCGCCAACUCGCUGCAGCAGGCCCCAGUGUCGUGGCAGGAGCUCGUGAAGCGCCACGUGCCCGCCGCCGAGCAGCAAGACUGGCUCAGGACCAUCGACAAGGAUGCCACCAAGCUGCGCGUGGCCAGCGCGGCCAAGGUGCUGACCAAGCCGCACAGUCGCUCCUAUCGCACGAAGCCGUCAGCCAUGCCGAACGUGUACAUGGAGGUGGGCACGAUGCUGGCCAACAUGCUCAACGAGGCCGUGCGCUCGUCGCAGCUGGAGCACAACCGCCAGUGGCAGGAGCUGCGCGACGGCCUGGUGUCGCAGCUGGCGCAGACCGGCAUGACCAAGGUCUACGAGAACAAAUUCAAGGCCAUGCUGCGGCAGCGCGUCGCCAACGACCCGGACUACCUGGCGGAGAAGGACAGCGAGCGCUAUCGCAAUAUCACGGAGGCGCUCGCGGUGUAG
This is a messenger RNA of Phytophthora sojae, 741 nucleotides long. RefSeq lists its product as hypothetical. The transcript has a single exon. Lineage: Eukaryota; Oomycota; Peronosporomycetes; Peronosporales; Peronosporaceae. The coding region runs from base 1 to 741 and encodes 246 amino acids. The record is from RefSeq and is a predicted model, not a curated record.